Molecule: messenger RNA, 9746 nt
Organism: Vespula vulgaris
Lineage: Eukaryota; Metazoa; Arthropoda; Insecta; Hymenoptera; Vespidae
Product: protein O-mannosyl-transferase TMTC1-like
Exons: 15
Coding region: 2214-4514 (766 amino acids)
Biological process (GO): protein O-linked glycosylation via mannose
Molecular function (GO): mannosyltransferase activity; protein binding
Source: RefSeq, a predicted model, not a curated record
CCUUUAGUCUCGCGUUUAUCGUCGUCGCGUCGAUGUCGAUAUCGUCAUUAUCAUCGUCGCGCUCGUUACUGUCAUCUUCGUCGUUACGAAUCGCGCGAUCUUACCUCACAUGCGACGUACGAUGACAAAAAUGCGCGCGUUUCUUUUUCUAUCGGAUAUUUUGUGACGUUCGACAAGUGGAUUAAAAGUCAAGAAAAAAAUUGUUUCUUUCACAUUCAUAUGCCAGUUCUAUUUUGAUAAAUGGAUUUCUUUUACGUGUUAUUAAAAUUCUAAUGACAGUUUUAAACUGUUGGAUUUCAAAGUUUGAUAUCAAUGAUAAUUACAGUCAUUGAUCGAUGAUCGUGCAUGAUCAAUCGAAUUAUAAUAAUAAUGGUAAUAAUGAUAAUAAUAACAACAUCAACAACCUAUGUUCCCAUUAAUAUGGAUCGAUCAUAGUUGGGGUUUAAUAAAACGUCGGUGUCCGUGUAAAUCUGUGACAUGUAUUUUCUGUGUGUAUGUAUCUUUGAAUAGUAGGUCAAAGAGCUAUCGUGGAAGAAGAACAAUCAAUCGAAGAUAUCGAUCAUCGAUCAAGUUCGAGGUGCAAACAAGGUUACGAUAUCAUCGAUAUCGCAGCAUUCUUCUUUUCAUUUUGAUCCGAAGACGUGAUCGUCUUUUUAAAGUGCAGAGUAGAAGAGGAGUCGCUGGAGGUGCCUCGAGCAGUGUUCCGGGAUCAAAAAGGGUCCGUUCGAGAGAAGAUGCAAUCCUCGUCGAUAAGCGAAACCGGAAAAGUUAUUGCGAUACUCCGCUAGAAAUUCGAUUCGUUCGGUGGUGCAAGGGUGGUGAAAGGCUGAGAGAGAAAGAGAGGAAGAUGAGAGAGUGGAAGGGUUAGGUAGCGCGCAAGAGUAGCCGCGAGAUAAAAAGACAGAAAAGAAAAAAAGGGAAGGAAAGAGAGAUAAUACAACGAAGGAAACGAGGAAAAGGAAAGAGGUGAGAGUUGACGAGAAAGGAGAAAGAGAAUUCUUGGUUACAGUGUUUCGAGUUAAAUAUGAAUAAUUGUCGAUAGAUCUAUAUACAUAGAAAAUUUGUGACCAAUGGGGUUUUAUAAGUUAUAACGUUCUCGUUUAUCUUACAAUAAUUUCACGAAUUUCACGAACGUUUACGAAAAUUCAUGGAAUAAGAUUAGUGUAAUUGAAGGAUUCGUGUUCACCGAAGUUCUGCUUUAAAUUUCUCUCUUCUGGUGGACAUUAGAGAAUGGUUGAAUCGGGAUCUACGAGGUAGUGUUAGAUAGAAUUGUAAUUAAAACGACGUCAUCGUGCGGAGUGAACGAUUCCAUUUCAUUCUUCUCGAAAGGUUGGAAUCUUCCAACCGAAUCGAUCGUAGCGGAUUUCUGUAAGGUGCUUUAGGAAGAUACGCAGCUGAUGCUAUUUGGAUUAAAGCGAUCGAAUAACAGGUAUCCAAUUGCAGGAGAGAGAACAAUGAAUCGAUCCUAAUAGUCGAUCGCGCAAAGAGAAAAGGGAUCAAAGAAGCAUUGCAUUUAUUGCGGUGCUUGCCUGUCGAAAGCACGCGAGUGCAAUCGAUUCGGUCAUUGCUUUUCGAUUGGAAAGCAUCCGCAAAUCGACUCGUAUGGUGAAUCGUAAAGACAAAAAGUCAAGCGAUAUACGUUCGCUUUAACGAGUUGCUAUGAUGACUAAAUUCUAGAAAGAACGAUCCAUUCCGAUUUGCAAGAUAUUAUACGCCUAAAAGGAGGCUACCGUAAAGGAGGAUAAAGUGAUUUGCUGGUGGACAUCGGUUUGGCUGUUAAAUAAUGAACUCUUGUAAUCGUUCAUCGAGCUCGCUUCAAAGGAGAACGAACGUUGCCGUCGGCGAUGCAUUGAAAGGUUAAAAUGCUCGACUAUUUUUCAAGAGACAAACAAAGAGCUAACGAAUGAGCUCGUCGUCGUUAAGAAAGCAUUGUCUUCGCGACGAUGAGACGUCCGAUGGGAAGAGUUCGCGAGAAAAGAUCGACGACGGAGAUCACGAUAGCAGCGAUAAUCUCUACGUAGUUUCAUUAAAAUUUCUCGAACGUAUUAAGUAGGAGGUGAAAGAUGUAUCCAAUUUUCUGUUGCUGAUACCGGACAAACUAAAAUCAUCGAGCCUCAUGAGAUCCAUCGUUUUCGUGAGUCACGCGAAAGAAGAAGCGUGCUGGUCAAAUUCAACGAUCGCGAGUUGGAUCGUUCGGGCGGUCCGGUGAAGUUAUGAGGCGGCGUAACAACGGCUUUACGGCUGGCGGCAAUAAUGUCGCUUUUUGCUGCCAGAACGCGAGAAAAGCUGGAAAUCGCUCUUUUGCCGGUGGUAGUUGCAACGAAUCGGAGGGCAACGAGCCACCAGAAUGGUGCAUCUAUGCGGCCGUUACCCUUGUCGCGAUUGGUUGUUAUCUGAACGCUCUUGGUGGGGAUUUUGUGCACGAUGAUAUCCCAGCUAUUGUAAGAAAUAAGGAUGUGAUCGCUCAAACCCCAAUCGCUAACGUUUUAAAAGACGAUUUUUGGGGUACGCCGAUGCAGGAUGUCAAUAGCCACAAGAGUUAUCGUCCACUUACAACACUUACAUUUCGAUUGAACUAUCUGAUGUCAGGCCUGACGCCAACGUGGUAUCACGCAACGAAUGUCGCGUUACACGCCGCGGCAUGCGUUUUAGUGACCAGAGUGAGCUUAACCGUGGCGUCACUUCGUCCUGGAUUCGCGGCAUUGACCGGCUUGUUAUUUGCCGCUCAUCCUAUUCAUACCGAGGCUGUGACUGGCAUCGUCGGAAGAGCGGAUGUUCUCGCCUGCAUCUUUUUCCUACUCUCCUUCCUGGCUUAUCAUGGUCAGCAAACAGCCUACGUGUGGAGCAGUGUGUGUCUCGGUACCCUGUCAAUGUUGGCUAAGGAAACCGGUGUUACGGUUCUACUCCUAAACCUUCUUUACGACCUUUGUCGUUCCUGGCACUCAAUCAGGAGAUCUAUUUCCGAAGCUCGAUGGAAUGAAGAUUCACGACACUUUUCCAGACGUGCGGCUGCUUUACUAGUUUCCCUCGGGAUACUUUUGGUAGUAAGGCUCGCCCUUCUUCACGGUGCUUUGCCGAAAUUUUCACCACAGGAUAAUCCUGCAGCUUUUCAUCCCUGUUUCCACGUUAGAUUACUAACGUUUUGCUAUUUGGCUGCGCUGAAUUGUUGGUUACUUCUAUGUCCUGUGACACUUUCUCAUGAUUGGCAAAUGGGUUCCGUUCCUCUGGUUACAUCUUUAGCUGAUACUAGGAACCUGGCGACGUGUCUCUUUUUCGGCGGCUGCUUAGUUCUCACGUACAAAGCUUUCACGGAUUUUGAGCAACAAAGGCACCCGCCCCUUAUUCUUGGUUGGAUGUUCCUGGUGCUACCGUUCCUACCUGCGUCUAAUCUUUUCUUAACUGUCGGAUUCGUCGUUGCGGAGCGCGUACUGUACAUGCCAAGCGUUGGAUGGACCUUAUUAGUUGUGUAUGGUAUUCAAGUGACUUGGACAGCUCUACCACGACGAAGAAGUUUUAUUACAGCUGGAGUGGUCUUACUUCUCAUUUUAGGGUGCUACAGAACCUUUCUUCGAAACAAUGAUUGGACGUCUCGAGAGACUUUACUUAGAGCUGGUUUGCGGUCUCUGCCUCACAAUGCCAAGAUGCAUUACAACUUCGCCAACUUCCUAAGAGAUACGUCACAACCGAACCGUGCAAUUCUCCAUUACCAGUUGGCCCUCUGGUUGUGGCCAACUUACGCGAGCGCUCACAAUAAUCUUGGGACGUUGACGGUAGGCGAUCAAGCGGAGCAGCAUUUUCUGGCCGCAAUCCACGCCCAACCUGGUCACGUCAAUGCGCACUACAAUUUAGGGCAAUUGUACAGGAAGACGAACAGGACGGAGGAGUGCAUCAAGAUGUUGCAGAAGUGCGUAUCAUUAGAUCCAGCUUAUAUUCCAGCAUAUCUGGUUCUCGCGAGAUUAGCAAGUGGUUCCGCAACGGGAGUCCUUCUACGGCACGUCGUUCGUUUGCAACCUCGAAGUCCGGAUCAUCUCGCGGAAUAUGCUACAUGGUUAUAUCAAAACGGAAAAUGGCUACCCUCUCUGAAGUACUAUCUCAAGGGCAUGGAGGUCUCACCAUCGCAUAGAUCGUCGCUCGUAGGUACAGCGAGGAUUCUCAGGUCGAGAGGUCAAUGGCCGAGAGUGCAUCAACUCAUAACCAGAUGGCACCUAAUGUUAAGAGCGAAAAGGGGUGGCUUAAUAUAUCGUGGUGAUCUUUAUAUUCGAGCGUGGCAACUUCAGAGUGAAUCUCGUCAAAGGGCUCAUCAACAUCAACGAAAUCUUUGUCUAUCGGAGGAGAAUUGUUCGACGCCUCGUGUCGCAAGCGUAUCGGUCCAGUUGGAACAAGACAGCAACAAGUCCGAACAAUUGGAAAGGGCACCUCGUUGCAAUGUACGGACCUGUCGCCAAGCGAGAAAGGGAAAGUCUCGUGUGACAGCACCAGCACUUUUGGUUCAAAAUCUUCUCGAGACACUUUAGUCACGGUUUUUAUUGUCGAACGAAUGUCUCACGAUUGAACGUGAUGCUUCUACGAUACUCGGAGAAAGAAGAAAUGAAAGAAGAAGCGGAAAAGGAAAAGGAAAAAGAAAAGAAGGACCUCCAGCGCGAGUGUUUAUCCGCUCUCGGUGAACGUUGCGACCCGCGAAUUCGUGAGUGGUAUGAAACUGUUUUAUAGUUGUACGUUAAGAAGAAAGAUAGGAAGAAAGAAAGAAAAAAAAAAGAAAUAUAGCAAAGAAAACGCGUUUCAACGUCUCUUAUCGUUUUUACGUCUUCUACGUGUUUUAUCUGUGGUGUUUUUUAUCUGUCGAUCAAGAGAGAACACUGGCCCAGACUCUUCGAAUGGAACUUUGUGAGCUUAAACCAAAGGGCGGGAGAUAGGUAAAAAAAAAGUUAAAAAAGAAUAGAGAGAGGAGGAGGGAGAGCGUGUGAAAGAAAGGAACAGAGAGGAAGAAAGAAAGAAGGAAGUUUUUCUUUUUGUGUGAUUAUUUAACAUAACUACGCUAUACAAGAUUCUUACAAGGUACGGAACUUUAAAAUGAAUUUUUAUCAACGAUGUAGAGAGACCGAGUUGCUACGACGAAAAUUGAUCCUUCUCGUGUAAACGCGAAAAACUUCAUAAGUUUGCAUUUGCGUGAAACGAGUUUAAUAAUUAUAAUUUAUUUAUUUUAUUAUAUAUAAUAAAUGGUUAUAUAUUUUAAUAUUUUACUUUCUUCGUUUAUUUUAAUUUAUGAAUUACCAUAUGUAGUAUGAAUUUUUUAUAAAAUAUUCGAAGUCGAUCGAUCGUAAUAUAUCAAAUUAAUCACACUGUAAUCACACUUUCUAUAUAGCGAUCGACUUUGAGGAUGAGAUGAAGUAUAGAGAAAGAAAAGAUAAAAAGAAAAAAGAAAUAGCAAUUAAAUAUACUCGUAUUUGAUUUCUUUUCUCAACAAAAUCUUAUCAAUUCAAUGAGGACAGGAGAAACUUAGCCAUUCUUUCCUCAAGCGAAACUCGUUUCUACGAACAAUAAAGUCGAUCUCCCUCGACGAGAAACGCGAAAAAGGAUCUGCCAAGAGAUAUCACGUAAUUGUAAAUAUCAUUAUCUUCUUUCUUCUUUUUUCUUCUUUUCUCUCUCUCUCUCUUUUUUUCUUCUUUCUCAGUAAGAAGAACUCGAAAAGUAUCGGUACGAGAGAUUUAUUUUUCACACGAAAAGUAACGCGAUGCGAGAUGCUUACAAGUCACGCAAAGUAACAUAGUUUGCUUUAUUUCUCUCUCUCUCUCUCUCUCUCUCUUUCUCUACUUCGCUCCGAAUCUUUCUCCGUUUCUUUUUCUUUUCUUUUUGACCUGAUCAUUCUUUUUUCUCUUCUCUCUCUCUUUUUCUCUCUCUGUUUCUAUCUUUAUCUCUCUCCCUCUGUCUCUCUUACACACACAACUCCCAUUCUUUCUUCACUAACACAACAUACAAAAAUUAUAACUUUGUGCACGUAUACUAUACAUACACGGUGCCAAUCUUAGGAUAUAAGGAAUGGUAUCAUUGAUUCAGGGCGUUUCGUACAGCUUUUGUAUGAAAACUAGAUGAAAGACUUGAUAAAAAAAAAAGAUAGAAAAUAAAGAAGAAGAAAGGGAAGAAAUACACGAAAAAAUCUUUUGAGCUUUACACGAAAGCGUUUCACUUCGAACAUUUCGUAAAAAAAUACUAAUGCUUGUAUAUAUAUAUUAUAUAUACAUAUGAUAUACCGCAGAGGCUUUGUAAAUUUUCUUCUUUCGUUUCGUUUUUCGUAGUUCGAAAUAUACACAUCAUACAUUGCUGAUGUGUAUUCACUUUAUUUAUUAGCUAUCAUCAGAAACAUUUGAUUUACGAGAACAAUUCGAAUUUUGCAGAAGACAAUUAUUGAUUUACAAAAUCUAUUUUUUCUAUAGUUCACGCAUUUCAAUCUUCGAAAAGAUGAUUUCUUUCUUCUCGAGAAAGGCUCGUCGUAUUCGAUUUUUGAAGAUUGCAAUGAUGUUGUUAAAGAGAACGUUAAAAUGUAUACAUCGAACAUGUUAUUUUAAAAGAUAAAAAUUUUGUUCUUUGUAUAAUUUGUAAAUAAAUCUUUCGAAAAUGAUAUUUAACGUAGGAAGACAGUAUACGCCUCGUACGAGGAACAGGAACUCGUUUUACAGUGCGAUCAGAAUUUCACAUACAUAUUUUUAUAAUAUGUUACACAUAGGAAGCUGAAAUGGAGAAAAGAAAUAUACAUAUAUAUAUUAUAUAUAUAUUAUAUAGGAAAAAAAUACAUUUACACAUACACAUGCACACAUUCAUACACACACACACACAUACUACGUAAUUAAUAAAAUAAUAGGAUAGGACAGGAUUAUUUUACGAUACUUUUAAUCUACAUAUUUAAAUGGCUCUUGGCUUCGGCGGAUAAAAAUAAUGCGCGAAAGGUGCAAUGUAAAAAUUCAUCGUAUGAUAUUAAAAAACAAUACAAUUAAUACAACCUAAUUCCUUGAAUACCCCAUGUGAAACGAUAAGACUAAUAUAUGUAUAGUCUUUCGUUACUUUAUGAAAUAUUUGACGCAGCUCCUCUCCCUUUCAAAAAUGUUAAUCAGCGCUAUUGAUACGUUUCAACAAAAACUCAUUUAUUCGUGAUUCCUGAUAAUAAAGGUUAACGAGGUGAGAUAAUCGAUUUAAUUAAAUUACAAGCUGGCAACUAGAUUUCUUUUUUUAAAGUGGACAAAAAGGCGGGCAAGAGGAUCGUAUAUCUAUGCAAUGUAAAAGAAGGAGAAGAAAAUAGACAAAUAAAUACAAAGAGAAAGGUAAAAGUAACAUAAACAAAAGAUAAUAAAAAUCGGAGAAGAAUCACAAAAUAGUCUAAUCUUUACUUUGAUCAAAUCGAUUCUAUGUGUAUACAUUCAGAUGAGCUAAUAUGAAAGUGUAUAUUAUGUUAAAAACGAUAUUUAGCAUAUAAUUAAAAUAUCGAAUAAUGGUAUAUAAUUAUUUUCAAGAUAUUUUAUUAUACAGUGUUAUAAAACUAUAUUUAUAUAAACUUAUAAAUAUGAAAUAUUGAUUUCAUAAAACACAGAAAAUAUCUUGGUAAAAUCAUGAAAUACUUUUCCGAUAAAUUAUCUCAAUUUUUGUUUAUUUACAAUCUCUAUACGUGAUUUAGAUAAGAAACAUAUCGUAUUAACAUCUUGCGAGAAACAACCUCGAACGAUUUAGAUAAUUAAAAAGAAAUCAGAUAAAAGGAAUUUGCUGUCUUAUAAUCAUGAUAAUCAUUUGAUUAUUUCACUGAUUUUAUCAAAAAUAUAAACUUUUAAAUGAAUUGUUUGAGUCACCGUCAAUCUUGAAAAUCAAAAAAUAAUCAAAACUGAAUGUAAAUUUGUUUUUAUACAAAUAAAAAUAUAAAAAAUGCUCAUUUAGAAAUCAAAUAUAUUUCUAUUUUUUUCUCAAAAAACAGCAAUAAGUUGUUUUUAUAUUCGAUUAUAAUGCAUUAGACAAUCAUUUUAAUUACGGCAAGUAUAUUAUACAUUUCGCGUUUUAAUGAUCAAUCGAUAAUACAUUCGUAAUAUUUGGUCACUGAUAUGCUGAUGGUAUAGUUUGUUAUCCUUUUCGCCCGAGUUGAUAAACAUAAAAAAUGCAAAUAAAUUAUACUUUCACAGGUGCAUCGUUCCACAUAUUUAACAUGUCUUUCUUGCUUAUUACGAAGAGUUUCCAUCAGUAAUUAUAUCCUCUCUUUUUCUCUCUUUCUCUCUCUUUCUCUCUUUCUCUCUCUUUUUCUCUCUUUCUCUCUCUCUCUCUCUCUCUCUCUCUCUCUUUCUCCCUCUCUCUCUCCCUUCAUUAGCAAAAGAUAUUCUAUUAAUAAAUAACGAUCAAUACCAAAAUAAACUGAAUUAAAUAUUUUUCUCUUAACGAACUGAUUUUUAUUUGUCAUUUUUUAGUUCAUAUAUCAUAUAAAUUCAUUUACAUCAUGAAAUUCUCUUGAUUAAGAAUACUUACUAGUUCUUUCUUAAUGAUUUGAUUUUUUUCCUUUUAUAUCAAUAUAUAUUUAUUCUACCAUGUUUAAAACUGAAUUAGCAAAAUUUAGAUUGAAAAAUAUGAAAAAAUGUGAGAAGUACAUAGAAUCGAGUUUUCAAAACGUUAAAAAUUCUUUUUUUAAAUCAAUCUUUGUCAGUCAUCUUUUUCUCUUUACAUUUCGACAUCUGAAAAUAUUUGUUCUUUCUCUUUGUAUUUUUCUUUUUCUCUUUUCGACCUAUGAGAAUAUAAAAAUUUAGCACGAGAAGAAUAGGAAUAUCGAAGGAUAAAGAAGAAUAGAAAAUCUAUCGAUAUUGAAAGGUGUAAUCGAUCGAUUUUCUCUCGAAGAAAUGCCAAACGAAAUCGCUUACUUGUUCUUAAGUAAAAUCGAAUCGUGCUUUUGUUCUGUUCAAACGAAAUCUUUCUCUGAAAGAUUUAAGAUAAUCGUUUACUUACUAUUUCCAGUUAAAUUAAAUCCUUUUUCUCAUUAUCAUUCUCUUUUGUUUCUUGUUUUCUCUUUGACAUAUCUAAUCUCAUUUUAUAGUAAAUCGAAUCGAACAAGGAAAAGACAAAAUUUGUUCUAUGAUUAAUGUGAUAAAUUAGAAACAUCAAUACGUUGGAUAAUUCGAUAGAAUACGGUACAGUUCGAAAUGCACGAUACUGAGUUUUGUUUUACACGAUACUGUAAUUUUGUAAAUAAAACAAUAAUAUUUCAUUUAUACAUUUACACUAUGCCAAACAUAUUACAGAACUGAAAAUAAAUACUGUUUUACACAACGAAUGUUCACUCGAAGGAAUCCGACCAGUAUUGCAGACUCAAUAAAAUUUUAUUGUUUUGAGAAUCGAAAGAAUGAUCAAUUAUCAUUUGAUCAUGUUAAAUUUUUUGAUUAAAACAAUGAAAAAAAAACAGAGAAAGAAUGAGAGAGGGAGAGAGACAGAGAGAGAAAGAGAGAGAGAGAGCAUAAAUUAAAACAUUUUGCUCAUUUUCAUCAAAAAAGAAGAUAAAAGAAAUAACGAAAUUACAGUAACUUGUCAUCACGCCGAUCAAUGAGAAGAGAUCGCCGCGGAAACGCUGAAACGUUGGCCGUGUGCAAUAAUUAGUCGCAAUUCGAUUAGUCUCUCUAGGUUAUUAUUCCAUAGACCAGUUUGUACAUCUAAUUACAGUACGUUAACCACGCAUACUCACUGUGAAUAACAACAAUUAUAAAUUAUCAUAAUAAAGUGUAUGUUUAUAUACA